AUGGCGGUUUCAUAUGCGUCUUGCAGGAAAUAUGCUGUUGUGUUUGUUGUUCUUGGUGUUGUACUUCGUGGGACAUUAGCUGAAAUAUGUAGCGAUGCCACCAACGUUUGCCAUAACUAUGAUAGCGUAUCCAACGACAAACUACAGUCGCAGGUUCAAAAGGAGUUACAGGCCAGCUACAUGUACCAGUCAUACUCAUACUUUUUCGGUCGAAGCGACAUCGCUCUGCCAGGAAUCUCCAAGUUCUUUGCCAGAGAAUCGCUAGAAGAACGAUCCCAUGCUGACAACCUCAUAGAAUACAUCAACAAACGUGGAGGUAGAAUUGCUUUUAAAGACAUUAAG
Molecule: messenger RNA, 342 nt
Organism: Octopus sinensis (East Asian common octopus)
Lineage: Eukaryota; Metazoa; Mollusca; Cephalopoda; Octopoda; Octopodidae
Product: soma ferritin-like
Exons: 3
Biological process (GO): iron ion transport; intracellular iron ion homeostasis
Cellular component (GO): cytoplasm
Molecular function (GO): ferrous iron binding; ferric iron binding
Source: RefSeq, a predicted model, not a curated record